AUGCCUGCCACCAACCAGGGCUGGCCGGAGGACUUCGGCUUCCGGCUGGGCGGCUCCGGGCCCUGCUUCGUCCUGGAGGUGGCUGAAGGGAGCAGCGCGCACGCCGGGGGGCUGCGGCCCGGGGACCAGAUCCUGGAGGUGGAGGGAAUGGCCGUCGGCGGCCUGAGCCGCGAGCGCCUCGUGCGCCUGGCCCGGCGCUGCCCCUCUGCCGUCCCGCCUCCCUACGACAUUCCUUUAAGGGCCAAAGCCCUGGACAAGAGCCUCCAGGACCCUUCCGUGCAGGUGGAUGAGAUCUUGGGGGACCAGCUGACUGCCAAGGAGCAGGUGUUCACUGCACUGAAGCAGUUUGCAGCCGAGCAGCGGGUGGAUGACCUGGUGUGGGCGCUCACCCUGGCACUGCCCCGCGAGGCCCGUGGGCCACUCCUGGACAACCUCAGGAUCUUCAUCCCCAAGAAGCACCGGGCGCGCUUCGACGAGGUGGUGUCACAGGGUCUGCUGGGCAAGUUGUGCCGCGCCCGGCGGGCGCAGAGCGCGCAGCGGCUGCGUCGGAGCCGCAGCGAGCUUAAGGGGAGCGGACACCGGACUUAACCAUCCCCUGCGCUCCCCAGCCCCCUCUCACGAGGGCAGGGCACACCGCUCGCCCCCACCCGCCCAUUCUCUCUCCCCAGGACAGUCCGAGUCUACAAGGGCAACAAGAGCUUCGGCUUCACGCUGCGCGGCCACGGGCCUGUCUGGAUCGAGUCUGUCCUGCCUGGGAGCCCAGCUGACAAUGCGUCCCUCAGGUCCGGCGACCGGAUCCUCUUCCUCAACGGACUGGACAUGAGGAACUGCUCCCACGACAAGGUGGUGUCCAUGCUGCAGGGCAGUGGCGCCAUGCCCACGCUGGUGGUGGAGGAGGGGCUCGUCCCGUUCGCCAGCGACUCUGAUUCCUUGGAUUCCCCGAACCCGUCGUCGGCACUCACCUCGCUGCAGUGGGUGGCGGAGAUUCUGCCGUCCAGCAUCCGCGUGCAGGGGAGGACUUUCAGCCAGCAGCUGGAGCACCUGCUCACGCCUCCCGAGCGCUAUGGGGUGUGCCGAGCCCUCGAGAGCUUCUUCCAGCACAGGAACAUCGACACCCUCAUCGUCGAUGUCUACCCUGUGCUGGACACACCUGCCAAGCAGGUGCUUUGGCAGUUCAUCUAUCAGCUGCUGACUUAUGAGGAGCAGGAGCUCUGCCAGGAGAAAAUCGCGUGCUUCCUGGGCUACACGGCCAUGACAGAGCCUGAGCCCUCGCUGGACCUGGAGCCGGAGCUGGAGCCAGAGCCAGAGCCGGUGCCCGAGCCCCAGCCCCGGAGCUCCCUGAGGGCCUCCUCCGUGUGCCGCCGCAGCCUCCGGUCCCCGGGUCUGGAGGCCAGCCUGGGCUGUGGUCCCAGCGACUGCCCCGAGAUGCCUCUUCCUCUGAUCCCAGGCGAACGCCAGGCGGGCGAUGGCACGUCCCUCCCCGAGACCCCCAAUCCCAAGAUGAUGUCAGCCGUCUAUGCGGAGCUGGAGUCCCGACUGAGCAGCAGCUUCAAAGGGAAGAUGGGGACCACGUCCAGAUCCCGUGCCUCCCCGCCAGUGCCCAACCCGGCAGGAACGGCAGGGCCCAGGACCCUGUCCAGCGUCUCAUGGCCCAGCGAGAGACUCGUGCCCUCCCCCUGCUACUACCCGCUGUGCUCGGGGGGCCCGGCCUCCCCCAGCAGCUCCGAGUCCCACCCCUACGCCAGCCUGGACAGCAGCAGGGCGCCCUCCCCACAGCCAGACCACGGGCCCAUCCACUCCGACAGCCCCCCCAGCCCGGACCUCGCCCGCCAGCCCAGCCGCAAGCUCUUCACCUUCUCCCGGCCUGCGCGGACCCGGGAUACUGACCGCUUCCUGGAUGCCCUGAGUGAGCAGUUGGGCCCCCGGGUCACCGUCGUGGAUGAUUUCCUGAGCCCCGAGAAUGACUAUGAGGAGAUGAGUUUCCACGACGACCAGGGCAGCUUCGUGACCAAUGAGCGGAGCAGCGCCAGCGAGUGCAUUAGCAGCAGCGAGGAAGGCAGCUCCCUGACCUACUCCUCCGUCUCCGACCACAUCCCCUGCUUGUGGUGCCCAUGCCCAUUCUGACUCAUCCUCAGCUUCUGGCCUUGGCUCCCGGCGAUGCCCCAGGCAAACAGCUGUGCUCCCAGUUGACCUUUUCAGAUUCCAGUCAGUCUGGUUCUUCCCUUCACACUCACACCCCCAGCCUCAGAAUUCAGAUCAUGACACACGGAUGCCUAUUGCCAAAGCUCCCCCGUGCUGUCCCGGGGCCUGGGCCACCGCCGCAGUGGGACCAGCCACACGAGCGUCAAGCGCCUGCGAUGGGAGCAGGUGGAGAACUCGGAAGGCACCAUCUGGGGCCAGCUCGGCGAAGACUCUGACUAUGAUAAGCUGAGUGACAUGGUGAAAUACCUUGACCUGGAGCUUCACUUUGGUACCCAGAAACCUGCUAAGCCAGUGCCCGGGCCUGAGCCCUUCAGGAAGAAGGAAGUGGUGGAGAUCCUGUCGCACAAGAAGGCCUACAACACCUCCAUCCUGCUGGCGCACCUGAAGCUGAGCCCGGCGGAGCUGCGGCAGGUGCUCAUGAGCAUGGAGCCCCGGCGCCUGGAGCCCGCGCACCUGGCGCAGCUGCUGCUCUUCGCGCCCGACGCGGACGAGGAGCUGCGCUACCAGGCGUUCCGCGAGGCGCCCGGCCGCCUCAGCGAGCCGGACCAGUUCGUCCUUCAGAUGCUGUCGGUUCCCGAAUACAAGACGCGCCUGCGCAGCCUCCACUUCCAGGCCACCCUGCAGGAGAAGACCGAGGAGAUCCGGGCCAGCCUGGAGUGCUUGCGCCAGGCCUCCCUCGAGCUCAAGAACAGCCGGAAGCUCGCCAAGAUCCUGGAGUUCGUGUUGGCCAUGGGCAACUAUCUCAACGAUGGACAGCCCAAAACCAACAAGACCACGGGCUUCAAAAUCAACUUUCUGACGGAGCUGAACUCCACCAAGACCGUGGAUGGGAAGUCCACCUUCCUGCACGUCCUCGCCAGAUCGCUGAGCCAGCACUUCCCUGAGCUCCUGGGCUGCGCUCAGGACCUGCCCACUGUGCCCCUGGCUGCCAAAGUGAACCAACGGGCCCUGACCAGUGACCUGGCUGACCUCCAUGGCACCAUCAGUGAGAUUCAGGCCGCCUGCCAGAGCAUGGUCCCCUCCAGUGAGGACAAGUUUGCCGUGGUCAUGACGUCGUUCCUGGAGACAGCCCAGCCGGUGCUGCGGGCACUGGACGGGCUGCAGCGCGAGGCCAUGGAGGAGCUGGGCAAGGCGCUGGCUUUCUUUGGAGAGGAUUCCAAAGCCACCACCUCCGAGGCCUUCUUCGGCAUCUUUGCAGAGUUCAUGAGCAAGUUUGAGCGAGCGCUCAGCGACCUGCAGGCCGGGGAGGGCAUGCGCAGCUCGGGGAUGGUGUCGCCCCUGGCCUGGUGA
Molecule: messenger RNA, 3492 nt
Organism: Pteropus alecto (black flying fox)
Lineage: Eukaryota; Metazoa; Chordata; Mammalia; Chiroptera; Pteropodidae
Gene: GRID2IP
Product: Grid2 interacting protein
Exons: 23
Molecular function (GO): protein binding
Source: RefSeq, a predicted model, not a curated record